Camellia sinensis is the source of this 1153-nucleotide messenger RNA. The record is from RefSeq and is a predicted model, not a curated record. NCBI's taxonomy places the organism in Eukaryota, Viridiplantae, Streptophyta, Magnoliopsida, Ericales, Theaceae.
CCGUCAGCGCUCUCAUUCUCUCUCUCCGUAAGCGAUAUCGACACAGGGAGUCCUAGAGCGAGAGAGAGAGUCGAUUUGGUGGAUUCGGAGAUUGAGUCGUGAAUUUCGAGUAGAAGACGUCGCUCUCUCUCUCUGAUCGAUCGUUUAUCUUCAAUCCACAGAUCGCAGAGAGUUCAAUCAACCAUGUUUACAAGAAUGUUCGGCAAGCCUAAGCAAGAAACAAAUGCAUUGGCUACACUAGACAAAUUAAACGAGACACUUGAAAUGCUGGAGAAAAAAGAGAAAGUUCUUCUGAAGAAGGCUGCUGCAGAAGUCGAAAAGGCUAAGGAAUUUACCCGAGCAAAGAACAAAAGAGCGGCAAUACAAUGUUUAAAGAGGAAAAGACUUUACGAACAGCAAGUUGAACAGCUUGGAAACUUUCAGUUGCGUAUCCAUGAUCAGAUGAUUUUGCUGGAAGGUGCAAAAGCUACCACAGAGACUGUUGAUGCUUUGAGAACAGGAGCAGCUGCAAUGAAAGCCAUGCAGAAAGCAACGAAUAUUGAUGAUGUGGACAAAACAAUGGAUGAGAUUAAUGAGCAGACCGAGAACAUGAAACAGAUCCAGGAGGCACUUUCAGCACCCAUUGGUGCAGCAGCCGAUUUUGAUGAAGAUGAAUUAGAAGCAGAGCUUGAAGAACUGGAAGGAGCCGAGUUGGAGGAACAGCUUCUCCAGCCUCCCACAAUUGCUCCUCCUGCUCCAGCAGGCAAGGUACGUCCAGCUCCCCAGAAGAACACAGCGGAGGAAGAUGAGCUUGCUGCAUUACAGGCUGAAAUGGCACUUUAAAAGUUAUCAAUAUUAAGCAAGAAAAGUUGUGUAAAGAUUGGAUGUACUGUAUGAUUUGCCAAGUCAUUUGCGGGGGGCUGCUUCAACUUUCCAUGCCCAAAUUUGAUUUUCUCCGUGUGCAGUGUGUAAGCACUAGGAAAAAAAAAACUUAAAAAACUUGUAUAGGUGACAUUUAUUACAUUCAUCUUAAUUUUAAAUACGGAUUCUAGCUUUGGUUUGUAAAAAGGAUUUUGUUGGUUCCCAUUGUUUACAUUGUUUGAACGUGUAAUGAAAUUCUCAAAACUUGAGAAAUUUCGGAAUAAAUGUGAAAAGUGGAACUUUUUUUUCUUCC